Molecule: messenger RNA, 1326 nt
Organism: Dovyalis caffra
Lineage: Eukaryota; Viridiplantae; Streptophyta; Magnoliopsida; Malpighiales; Salicaceae
Source: the annotation of a GenBank genome assembly
AUGGCAGAACCAAACCCCAGUUCCUUCGCUGAUUUCCCUGAAGAUGUCCAAUUCUGCAUCCUCUCGUUCUUAACCCCAACAGAAAUCGCCAAUUUCGCUUGCACUUCCAAACGCUUCGCUCCUCUAUGUCAAAACGACAGCAAACUCUGGUACUCACUUUGCGACAGGCGGUGGGGCUCAAAGACCCAAAUCACUAAAUGGGGCAACGGUCAAAUCUCCUAUAAAUUGCUCUACAAAACGCUUAACAAAUGGGAAAAUCUGAUUGGUUUCUGGCGCCGUUGCGGUCAAAGUCGACAGAAAGAAACGGUGAAGCCGCCGGGGUUAGUUUUCUUCGAGUGGGGCCCUUCGUUUCUCUCCGGUUGGAGAGUUUCUCCGUCUCAAAACGGUACGUAUUGCGUCAUAAAGUCUCCAUUUUUGUGGAUGAAUAUUUCGCCGGAGGGUCAAAUUAUGAAUUAUUUGGAUCCUGAGGGGCAAAAUGAUAAUAAACUAUGUGGUGUAUUGGGGUUUUUAGAUAUGGAUUUAGUUGCGGUUAAUGUGAAUUUUAUUGGGGAUUCACAUUUUAGUGUGGAGGAGAAUAUGAAUUUUGCUUGUAGAAGUUUGAGUUCCGCGAAUUUGAAAGGGGAGGAUAAUGGAGAAGAUAUUGCUUGUGUUGAAAGUGGAUCACCAGGGAGUUUACCGGAAACGUUAGAGAUUUAUCAGUAUUAUGCAAACAGGAUGAGUCCUGGUGCGGAUAGGGCGCUAAGGAAGCAGAGGAGGAGAGAGAAGGAGAAGCAGGGGAAGAAGAGGUGGGAGACUGAGCAUUUUUUGAAGAUUGUUGAUUCAUCACCCACGCUGGAUCGCCCUUUGCAGGGUCUGUGGAAGGGAAUUUGUGAGGACAGGAAGUUGGAAUUUUAUCUUGUGGGAUAUGAUGGAAUUGGCAUCUCCUGCCGGAGAGUUGGCAACUUGUCUGAGCGUCUCUCUAGUUCUACACCAGUGUUUUGGACAUCAGAUCCUACAUUUAUAGAGUCCCCUUUUCCAACUGAGGAACAAUAUAUAUAUGAUACUCGGAUUCAUCUUCAGCCACCUGAAGCUGCAAACUCAGAUUGGAAAUUGCCUUUAGAAAAGGAUGCGGUCUCUCGCAUUAUGUAUAUCAACUCAAGUUACGAUUUAGUAAUUCCAGGCUUGGAAGGAGGUUCUGCAAAUCCUUGGCGAGUUGAAGGAAGGAUUUGGCAGUACAGGAAUGGGACAUUUGGAUUUGGCUUUCUUCGGGAUCAUUUUAUUGUGGACCUGAACCACAUUGCCAAAAAUGGUUGUCUUCUUGAUACCCUGGAGACUUUUAGUGAUUGA